Molecule: messenger RNA, 1937 nt
Organism: Bombina bombina (fire-bellied toad)
Lineage: Eukaryota; Metazoa; Chordata; Amphibia; Anura; Bombinatoridae
Gene: ZNF639
Product: zinc finger protein 639
Exons: 5
Coding region: 218-1507 (429 amino acids)
Biological process (GO): regulation of transcription by RNA polymerase II
Cellular component (GO): nucleus
Molecular function (GO): DNA-binding transcription factor activity, RNA polymerase II-specific; RNA polymerase II transcription regulatory region sequence-specific DNA binding
Source: RefSeq, a predicted model, not a curated record
UCUGUCCCUCUUUCCUCUCAGGCUUCUGGGAGGAGUGAGCUCCAUGUUGUUUCAGUCCCCGGCCUGUCAGGGCAAGAGGUGCCCGAACAGUGUUCGCAUUGUCGUGUGUAGAUCUCUCUGUUUGGGCCUGUAGGCAGAUCCGGUGCCUACAGCUGCGCUAUCGCAUAACCUUUUGGCAGAGUACACUUCUUAUGAUUAGUCAGAUACCAUUGCAAAGAUGAAUGAACAUCCUAAAAAAAGAAAAAGGAAGACACCUUUUCCAUCCCGAUAUGCGGGUCAGAGCUUGGCUGUAUCCUCCCCAGAUGUUACCAUUCCGAUUAAAACAGUAGAAAACAAUGGGAUUUUCUUUGAUCACUGUUACAGUGUCUGUUCAAUAAUCCAAGCAGAUCCCAAAGUUCCUGAAGAGGAGCCUAUUACUAACGGAGUCAGCAGGGAGGUCUGUGAGUCUCCCACAAUAAUACCUCAGCCUGCUCAUGAAGAUGCUGUAAUAGAAGUUCAUACUGAAGAGCCCGAGUGUGUCCCUUCUCCUGCUGCAGAGGAGGAAAUAAAGGAGAUUCCUCUUCAAUCUAUUGAAAGUCCUGUUAGUAGUCCGUCCUCCAACCUCACAACACCCCAGAAGUGGCCCUUACUGAGGGCCAACAGCAGUGGCCUGUUCCGAUGUGAGCAGUGUGACUACAACAGCAAAUACUUCUCGGAUCUAAAGCAGCACAUGAUCCUAAAACACAAGUGUGUAGAAUCGCACAUCUGUAAAGUUUGCAAACAGGGUUUCUCAAGCGAGGACUUGCUUCUGGAGCAUGGGAAGCUGCACGUAGAGGAGCAGCAGCAGCUCAGCUGUAAGCAUUGUGACUACAAGACUAAUGGCUAUGAGAGUCUUAACCAGCAUGUUGCAGAUGCUCAUUUCAAUGACUUCCUCUACUGGUGCGAGCAGUGUGACCUUCAGUUUUGUACUAGUAGUGAACUGUACCUGCACUUUCAGGAGCACAGCUGUGAUGAACAGUACUUGUGCCAGUUUUGUGAGCACGAGACUAAUGAUCCUGAAGACCUGCACAGCCAUGUAGUGAAUGAACACACGUGUCGACUAAUAGAGUUGAGUGAUGCCUACAACAGUGGAGGACAUGGGCAGUUCAGUCUAUUAAACAAAAUUAGCUUUGAUAAAUCCAAAAACUUCUUUGUUUGCCAGGUGUGUGGUUUCAGCAGCCGCCUCCACACCAAUGUGAACAGGCAUGUUGCAAUAGAGCAUACGCGUUUUUAUCCACAUGUUUGUGAUGAUUGUGGGAAAGGGUUUUCGGGCAUGUUAGAAUAUAGUCAGCAUCUGAAUUUGCAUUCAUCUGAAGGGGUCUAUUUGUGCCAAUAUUGUGAAUAUUCCACAGGUCAACUGGAAGAUCUGAAAACCCACUUGGAUUUCAGGCACUCGGCUGACAUGCCCCAUAAAUGUGCUAACUGCCUUCUGCGGUUUGGAUCAGAAGAUGAACUUAAAAGUCAUCUUCAGACACAUGCAAGAACAUGAUUUGUACAGUGGAAGCGCUCAUGUGGUUUAUAGUUCCUUUUUCCCACACACAGGUUUUCUAUGCCUAGUAAAUUAAAAGCUUUUUUUUGUACAUGUUUAUUAAAUAAUACGUGUACUUAUGUGACAUCCAUUUUGAAUUCUGUGAAUCCCUUUUGUAGAUAAGUGAGACCACAUUCUUUUAAAGUGCCAGUAAACCUAGAAAAUAAAAAAAUUCCCAGCAAUAUUAGGUUACAUAAAGCUAGCACAUGUGCAGAAUUAUAUAACAUUAUUUUCUAGGUUUACUGGCCCUUUAACAAGCAUUGCAGGUCUCAAUGCCGACAAAGGGAUUUAAAAGUUAUUCUAUUAAAUCAGAGCAUCCAUUAUGGCGGGGAAAUGUAAAAGUUGCAAAUAUUGUUUGAGGGUAAUUAAAUUUUCAAGAAAAUCAACUAAA